CUGUGAUCUAAAUUUUGGUCUACAUUCAUCAUGAAGCCUAUCAAAAUGCAAAAGUACUCUGCAGUUGCGUCACUCAAACGUAGAUGUCAAGUAGGUAAUCAACAUCUGAAGAAUUCAAGUAGCUACUCCUCAUCAUCUCUUAAAGGAUUCAGUUUCUCACUCCAUGGGGGAUUUCAGAAGGCACCUACAGGAGCUUCAUGUGUCUUUAGCAAGAGCAACCAUGAAGUCUCCAAUUUAUCCCAAAAUAGAGGUUCCCAUAUGUCAAUGUUUGGAAGCUCUCAUAAUACCAGUCAUGAAGGACCCAAUACAUCUCAUCAAAAAAGCUCUACUACGAUUUGUCAUGGAGCUGCUAGCAAGUCCCAUCAUGGAAACAACAACAUAGGUCUACAUGGAAAAUCAGGCUAUAAAGGAGUUUCUUUUUCUAAACGAACGUCCAUCAGUCAUGGAAGCAUGCAUAUCAGACAUAGUCGCAGUUCUCAUUUUGGCAGCUUUGGAGACCACAGUAAUUGGAAGAAUAGCGGACUGUUAAAUAUAAAUGAAAAAGAAACCAUGACAAUUUUAAAUGAUCGACUUUCUUCUUAUCUGGAGAAAGUAAACUCACUGGAAAAGGAGAACACACAGUUGGAAAGGAAAAUCAGUGAAUGGUAUGAAAAUAAUACACCCAGCAAAUUCCCUGAUUCUAGCAGAUACUUCAAGAUGAUUACAGAUCUCCAGACCCAGGUAAAACACCUAAUGAUAAGCAGCAUAUCAAUAUAAAUUAAUUAUCUCAGAAUACUCUGUCUAAAAAAGACACGUAAGACAUCAGGUAAUUUGGGCUUUGUGUGACAAUUAGAGGUAUGAAGAAUAGUCUCUAUAGGAUUAAAGUUAACGCAGGAUUAUGAGGUUUUUUAGUUUAUCUAAAGACAAAACAAAAAAAAACAAGAACUGUACAAAAACAAGAACUGUGAAUUGUAUUACUUAAGAUUAACUAUAUAACUUGGGAUGCUGACUAGGGCAAUUACACCCUGGGAUAAAAGCUUAAUAAAAGUUUAAUAGAAAUCAUACGUUAUUGAAUUCUCAGCAAAUAUUCACAGUUGAAGUUUUAGGAACAAAAAUGAGAUGCUUGCAUUCAAAAAUAUAUUAAGCAGUGCAUUUGCUGAGAGACUGUCAAAAAAAUGCAAAAUGUGAAGUCUCUUUCAAAAAUAUGUUGUGGUCAGUCUUACAGUAAAAUUUAUUGUACAGGUUUCUUUAACCGCCAUGGAAAAAAACAGGAUCAUCCUACAAAUAGACAAUGCAAGGCUUGCCUCUGAUGACUUAAAGAACAAGUAAGUCUUUCAUAUAAGAGAUGCAAUAGGUUUUUGACGUAUGUUUUAAUGUAUUUGUAUCUCAUCAUAUCCAGAUAGAAGAACAUAUUUUUUUCAUAUUUUGUACAAUUGCAAUGCUAAUUUUAUUUUAUUUUUUGUCUGGUUCUGUGUUAGUUUAUGACCCAGAUUCUUUUGUGUGCGUAACUUGAUGUAAAAACCACUGAAAUUCAAGCACAGUUCAGAGGUAGAUAUUUUGGUCCAUCCUAUAUAGAUGACUUUAAUAUGCAUAAUCUCAAAACAACUGUCCAAACUAGUCCUCAGGUACCCUCUACCAGUCCUGGAUUUAGGGAUUACCGAGUUGUGUCUACAGUGUUUAUAGAAAAAAAAACACUUAAGAUGCAACAGGGUAAUACCUAAAUCCUGGACUGGUAUGGGAUACUUAAGGACUGUGUUGGGAACCACUGUAUUAGAGAAUGUUAGUGGCGGAGGAGAAGAUACACAGGGUUCAAAGUGAAUUCCAAGUCACAUAUGGUUUGAUUUUGGCUACUUUGGUCUUAAAUUUUAAAUUCACUUUGAACACACUUUCUCACAUUAGUGAGAUACCCUGUGAAUUCUAGUAAAGAUAUAGAAGAAGAAGGGAAUAAAAGUUGCAAAAACGCAGUAAGUAAAGGUAAAUUAUUCGUAGAAUAGGAGGGGUUAGAAUGGUCGAUCUUUGUUAUUUGCUACAUUUCAGUGCAGACUACCUUUAUUUGAUAUGAUCAAUUCUAAAUGUACCUCAAUUUAAAUUAACUUAUCUGUAUACCUAUUCUCUAUCUUUAGGUAUGAAAUGGAGCUUCAAUUAAGUAAUAGCACUAUGACAGAUGUAAAGAGUUUGCAAAGAUUUUUGGAAGGACUGAACCGAGAGAGAUGUGACCUGGACAGAGAGGUCCACAACCUUCAAGAAGAACUACAGCAAAUGAAAGUGAAUAAUGAGGAGGUAGAUGACAGGAUUUCUAAAUUAUUUUUGUGAAGCAUAUUAACUGUCAAUUGUUUGUCAAUGUCAGCAUUUUUUAGGCAUGUAUUUAUGAGAUGAUGUUGGCUGGUGAACUUUUUACUAUUUAUCAUCAUUCCUUUGUAGGAAGCCAGCAGUCUUCGUUCUCAGCUGGGUGCCAGGGUGAAUGUGGAGCUCAAUGCGGCGCCGUCCAUGGAUUUGAACAGCGCUUUGUCUAAGAUUCGAGACCAGUAUGAAAAUCUGAUGGACAAGAACUUAAUGGAAUCUGAAAAUAUGUUUCUACAAAGGGUACGUAGAGGUAUCCAAAAUGCUGUCCUAAUAAACUGAACUUUUCUGAAAGUUGCAAAAACCUUUUAUACUAUAAUAUUGUAAUCCAACCAUUUAAUUUAUGAUCUCAUUUUCUUUUAUUUGUAAUAAGCCAAACAUACUGUAAGUAAAUGUACAAGAGUACUACUUACCCUAGAACAGGAGUAGGCAAUCUUUUCUCUUGCAAUCAUAAUGCUGGAAAAGCAUCAGGGAGAUGUAGUCUACAACAUCUUGUGUGCCGAAGGUUACCUACCCCUGCUCUAGAAAAAAAAUAAAGCAAAUUAAGAAUUAUCUCAGAUGUUAUUUUCAUUCAAAAAGAACUUGCCCUUGAACUUAUUGUUUUUUUGUUUCUGUCCAUGCAGACCUAGCCACACCUCCCAUAGGCUGCAUACACAGCCUGGAUGAAAUACUUGUUUCAUUUUAAAACAUAUCUCAACUUACUUUAGACAUUUAUAUCUCCUAUAUCUGUAAAUUAAACUGUAAUCACACAAGCUCCUGCAGGUUCUAUGAGAAUAUUAACAGAGCAGGAGAUAAGAAAAUGUAAUUUCUAAACCAUGAGAUGAGAAAUUCUACAUUAAUCAGACUGAAAAAUCACUCUCUACAAUGCCACAAACUCCACUUCAUUUAAAAAACUGAAUAUUAUUUUUAAUGAAGAAAUAGCUCUUCUAAAUAUAGCUCUUUUUAGACAUAGCUCUUCUAAACAUUUGUUAGGCCUUAUCAUAAUUCCACUUACUGGCUUAUUCCAUAAGGAAAACAUACUAAAUAUAAAACCCAUUCCUGUAGGUGUUCUAAACUAAAUCAACGUUCCUCUUACCUGGCCACACAUGCUUUGAUUGAUCACUCUGGACUCAUUGUACAAUUUGGGUAGUGAGACAUUGUAUUUUCUUCAUUUGACUGUGGAAUGGGUUCUGCAUGACUAGAUUAUUAUAACACCUGCAGAAAAUAACUCAGCUUUAGAGAGAUCCUCUAAAUGGCAUUUUGCUGACAAUCUAGAAGAUAUUCACACUGGACUAGUGUUUAAUGAGACCUUAUUGCUGAUUUAGUCUUGAUAAAAUAUAAGAUAUUAGUCCAUUGCUAAAUUACAUCUGGCUGUUGACCACACAGCAGAUAAUGAUCCAUAUCCAGAUUCUAAUCCAACUUUUUCAUGAUACUCUACAGUUUUCCAAAAUUCCAGAGCAAUGGCUAUUUUAAGUUAUACAUACCUAGACUGGUGUCUUACAUUCCAUCAUGAAUUCUACUGGCUGGAUAUGUUCUUCAUUUUAUUUGAAAACGUUAAAGGACCACUAUAGUGCCAGGAAAACAUACUCGUUUUCCUGGCACUAUAGUGCCCUGAGGGUGCCCCCACUUACCUUUUUCCAGCACUGGGCGGGGAGCUCUCCUCCUCCGAUCCGCCUCCUCUCCUCCCCGUCGGCUGAAUGCGCGCGCAUUCAGCCGGUCGCAUAGGAAAGCAUUCACAAUGUUUUCCUAUGGACGCUGGCAUGCUCUCACUGUGAAAAUCAUCAUUGACAGCCGCUAGAGGCUUUGGGGGAAGGCUUAACCCAUUCAUAAACAUAGCAGUUUCUCUAAAACUGCUUUUUUUUAAUAAAAGAAUGGGUUAAUCCUGGCUGGACCUGGCACCCAGACCACUUCACUAAGCUGAAGUGGUCUGGGUGCCUAGAGUGGUCCUUUAAACUUUCUUCCCUUAUCAUUUAAGAUCCAGUUAAAUAUCAUAUUACCCACCUACAAAACACAAUUUGCUUAUCUUAAUUAUAAUGCAAAUACAACCCCAACAUUUUUCUAGUUUUGUCUAUUUAAUAUCAGCAAUCAGUUUCCCUCAUUAUCCUAUUUGUCCACAUAUAUCUUAUCUCAAUCAAUUUUCUGCAUUCAUCUUAUUUAAUUAUGCAUUCUUCAACUGCAUAUGUAAUUUAAUUUGUAUGAACUUACACACUUAGAACUUAGCUGCCAAUUUUCUGUGGUAUACUUUAAACAUUUCAAUUUUUAGUUAGGCUGUAAGCUUACAUUAGCAGAACGCUCAUCACUUGUCUAUGAUUACCUUAUUUUCUUAAAAUGACUGAGUAGUGCUGUAGAAUGUCUGAUACUUUAAUUAAUAAUAAUAAUAAUACUAUGGUAAUGCACAUAUGGCUUUAUUUAACAUAAUUUAAUAAGUAGUGAGAUGUCUCUAUAGAUAAAUGAACAAAAUCUUAAUAUUUGACAUCUUCUCAAGUUAACUACAUACAGCUUAAUACUAGAAGUAUCAUGAAUUAAUAAGGUUUAUAAUGAGAUAUAACUCUAAAUAUGUUCUAAAUGUCUGAUGUGUGUUGUACCAGAGUGAAGAAUUAGCUCACCAGGUUGAGUCUGGGGCUGAACAAAUGCAAUCAGUACUAACCAAGGGUAUUGAGCUGAAACGUACCAUUCAAACCUUGGAGAUUGAGCUACAGAGUCAGCUGAGUAUGGUAAGUGUAAUGAUCUUGCUGAUGUUAAAGUUCCAUGUGCUGUAAUAACCUGUAAUGUUCCUAAUAAUUAGUUUACUUUUUCUAAUUGAACAUGAAGUGUUCUUAUAUUAAUUUUAAAACGUAAACCUAAUCUUUGCCAAACUUACUGUUUACAGACAUCAGCUCUAAAGCAUAGUCUAGAAGAGACACAAACCAACUAUGGAUCUCAGAUUGGCCAGUUACAGAGUAUGAUCGAUAAUAUAGAAUCUCAGCUAUCAGAGGUUAGAUCUGACCUGGAACGCACGAAUCACAAGUACAAAAUCCUUAUGGAUCAGAAGAACUAUCUGGAGAUGGAGAUUGCAACCUACAAACGACUUCUAGAGGGUAACGAUAUCCAGUAAGUACAAGAGAACUAGUUUAUGUUAUGUGGUUUCAUUAAGAAAAUGAGUAUCAGUAAUAAAAAGAGUCCAUUGUAAUGGCUCAACAUAAACAUAUAGCAGAACAGUUAAAAUCGUGACUAGUGUAGCAUAUGGUAGAGGCUUGGAAAAUAUGGGAAAGGCAUUUAAAGACAAAAGCAAGGAGGAGGAGGCAAUCUGAAUGCAAGAUGAUCAUGGACCAGGGGGGUAAUAACACUCUAUAGAAGGUUUGCUCGGAGAGGUUUGAAUCCUCACUAUCAAAAAACUUACAUAGGGGAAAAAAAUAUUUAAAAAUAAUUUCUAUAUUUAUAAUAACAAAUAAAUGAAUACAGCUCACGACCCAUCACUGUGGGACCCAGCGCACAGGUUUCUUUGUAGAGGGGACCCUCAAAGAGAGAACUACUUACUGAUCAAACAGAAUGGGGAAGUUGGAAGGGAGGCCAAGCACACACUGCUGGCGGGAUUGGUAUAGAGCUUAAAGGUACACAUAUAAACCUAGAUGCUAGACAUUCCAAGAAAGACAGGAAGCUGUACACGAGAGCUACCCACAUUGUACAAAGUUAUUCCCCAUCGUGUGUACCAGGACACAUUACAGACAGGCAGUUAUUGUUCGGCUAGGCCACAAUUGAUGGGUUGUACAAGACUAGCAUGGGGAACUUGUAAACCACAAAGAAUAUGUGGUGCAAGUUGAAUGGGAACUGAAGGGUAAAGGCCCAGGAAAGCCUGUAGCAUUCCCUCUACUACACAACUCUCUCAGAGCUGGUUGAUAAUAGACGCGAACACCUUAGACAGACAAAGAGGUACCACAAACACACAAAUUAAACUGGCAUAAGCCAGUGGCUAUCUGCAUCCCCCUUUUAAACUACCACCAAUGCUGACAGAACCAACCUGACAAUUACAACCGAUAACAGGAAGUGCCCCAAUAUAACCCAUAAUCGAUGGGACGUUAUGACUUGCCUACUGAGGAUAUACAAUAGGGGUUUAAGAGAUGUUGGUUGUGUCCAACAUCAUGUUCCCACCAGGGACAUGCCAUCAAUUCGAGCACAUAUGGCAUGAAUGUAAAGUAUUAUAUUAUAGCUGUAUCUGAACUGUACUGUGGUCCAUGUGGAUGUUAAUGAGAUGUAUGAUUAAUGUUUUUCCCAUUUCCCUUUUUUCCUUUAUCUACCCUAUAUUUUUCCAAAGAAAACAAUAACAAUUGUCGAAUUGAAAACAAAAACAUGACUAGUGUAGGCGAGGUUAAAAAUAACAAACACAGGAACAAUUAAAGAAUACAACAGAUCAAAUAGAUAAACUAACAACCGUGGCUUUACUUUACAAAUACUGAUAAGAUAUUUUUUUAAAUUUUAGGGUUAAAUGUUAUCCCAAUACCAGUGGAAAAGAUGGUAAGUAGAAAAAAAAAUUGUGUUAUCAAAAUUUACUAGUAACCAUCAUUAUUUAACUUUCAAGAUUCAUAUUGUAUUCUGUCCAUAGUCUUCUUAUACCAGCAAUGUUUUUGCCUUAAGUAGAAGUGCAUUCAAUCCUUUUUUGUUUGGUCGAUCUUACACUAGACCAAGGUAUUAAAUACCCCUAACACUAUUUUUAAAGGGGAACUAUUACUUCCCUGGAUUCUUAAUAUUAUACUUACUUAUCCCACUAUUUAACAAAUAUGUCUUUGUAAGGUAUGAAAAUCCACAUCUCUGUAUCCUGAGAAUGGGAGGAAUGGUACAACACUUCUAUUUUUCCAUUUCAUUUGUAAUAUGUUUCAUGGCUUUGCCGUGUCUGAAUUAUAAUGUCGUUUGCUACACUUUUAACAGAAAUGUAAAAUAAAAAGUGGAACAACUCAUAAAUAAAUAGAUUUCAAUGUUUUAUUUAACUGUGUGAAUUCCAAAGAAAUGACAGUUCCCCGUUAGCCAUAGUUGAUAUAGUUUUAAAGGUACGCUUGCAAUAAAAAUAACAACUAUCGACUCAACACAAUUUUACCCAAGUUCAUCACACACCCUAUCACUAUAUAUAUUUAGCAAUUUUGAUUUAACAUGGUAUUUAUUUAUUUUUAUUUUUUUUCAUUUUUAGCAUCUGAUAAUGGGCACAAUAACCGAAAAAAUGACCUUCAUGAGUGACUUGAAGAAGAGAAACUGAAUUUAUAAAUUUAAAUCUGAAUUGUAUUUUAAUUGUCUCAACU
Molecule: messenger RNA, 7565 nt
Organism: Pelobates cultripes (western spadefoot toad)
Lineage: Eukaryota; Metazoa; Chordata; Amphibia; Anura; Pelobatidae
Source: the annotation of a GenBank genome assembly